GCAGAUAGCCUCCUGAAAAUUAUUUUUAGCUAGAGAAAGAUGAACAUCAAUAGCAGAGAAGUACUUUUUCUUUUUGCAUUUAUCUUCCUGGCUAGGGGUAAUGCACAAGAUACCCUUGUGCCGGCAAUCAUAACAUUUGGUGACUCUGCCGUGGAUGUAGGGAAUAAUGACUAUCUUCCCACUCUUUUCAAGGCUAAUUACCCUCCUUAUGGAAGGGACUUUGUCAGCCAUAAAUCCACUGGAAGAUUUUGCAAUGGAAAAUUAGCUACUGAUCUUACUGCUGAAACACUAGGUUUUAAGCGAUAUGCACCUGCAUAUCUUAGCCCUCAGGCAUCAGGGAAGAACCUCCUUAUUGGAGCAAACUUUGCUUCAGCUGCCUCUGGUUAUGAUGAAAAGGCUGCUAUUUUGAAUCAUGCGAUUCCAUUGUCCCAACAGUUAAAUUACUACAAGGAAUACAAAAGCAAGCUGGCCAAGGUAGCUGGCAGUAAAAAAGCAGCAUCAAUCAUUAAGGAUGCAUUGUACAUAUUGAGUGCUGGCAGUAGUGACUUUGUGCAAAACUAUUAUGUCAAUCCUUUGAUCAACAAAGCCUUCACUCCUGAUCAGUACUCUGCAUACCUUGUGGCUGCAUUCUCAAGCUUUGUUAAGGACUUGUAUAGAAUGGGAGCCAGGAAAGUUGGAGUGACUUCACUCCCACCAUUGGGUUGCCUACCUGCUGCAAGAACUUUAUUUGGUUUCCAUGAGAAUGGUUGUGUCUCAAGAAUCAACAGUGAUGCCCAAGGAUUUAAUAAGAAAAUCAACUCAGCUGCAACAAAUCUCAAAAAACAACUUCCUGGUCUCAAGAUUGUUGUCUUUGAUAUUUUCAAACCCGUCUAUGACCUUGUUCAAUCCCCUUCAAAAUUUGGUUUUGUAGAGGCAAGGAAAGGCUGCUGUGGUACUGGGGCAGUGGAGACAACAUCCUUAUUGUGCAAUCCAGAAUCACUAGGAACUUGUUCUAAUGCAACCAAGUAUGUGUUUUGGGAUAGCGUCCAUCCUUCACAAGCUGCUAACCAAGUUCUAGCCGAUGCAUUGAUUGUACAAGGCAUAUCCCUUAUAGGUUAAGGACUCUUAGACUAUAUAUAUAUAUAUAUAUAUAUAUAUAUAUAUAUAUAUAUAUAUAUAUAUACAGGGUAAGGAUCAUUUUACACCAGUGUAAGUUACACUCUUAAUCUUGUUCGUUGAUCUCAUUUAUAUUUAAGGCUCAAAUUUUUUAGUAAUGUGAGUCAUUGGAUACAAGUGGAUCAAUGAUCAAGAUUGAGUGUAAGACUUCUAACUCUUACACCGGUGUAAGAAUAUCCUGCCCCAUAUAUAUAUAUAUAUAUAUAUAUAUAUAUAUAUAUAUAUAUAUAUAUAUAUAUAUAUACUAUGAAGCACCGAUACGCAUUUUCGAUACGUUCUCGAUGAUACAGGAUGUCAAUUACCAAAGGAUACGUGUCCGAUACGUAUAUCCGAUACGUUCAAAAAAAAAAUUAAGAAGUAUCGGUGCUUCAUAGUGUAUAUAUAUAUACACAUCUGUGACACGUUAUAUAGUUGUAUUCCACUAAUGAUGCAAGUCAUGCAAAAGUUUGUUGUUUCUCUUCAGUCUGAAAAAACCUGUAUUGUUGUUGUUAAAUCUUGUGAAAUUUCGUAUUAACUCAUUUAGAAGUAAACUGGUUAUAUUUGG
Messenger RNA from Gastrolobium bilobum, 1699 nucleotides. RefSeq names its product GDSL esterase/lipase APG-like. The transcript has 5 exons. The record is from RefSeq and is a predicted model, not a curated record. Gene Ontology annotation, molecular function: hydrolase activity, acting on ester bonds. Gene Ontology annotation, cellular component: apoplast. The coding region runs from base 40 to 1098 and encodes 352 amino acids. NCBI's taxonomy places the organism in Eukaryota, Viridiplantae, Streptophyta, Magnoliopsida, Fabales, Fabaceae.